Amphibalanus amphitrite is the source of this 3126-nucleotide messenger RNA. Its product is annotated as protein arginine N-methyltransferase 5-like. Gene Ontology annotation, cellular component: cytosol; nucleus. Gene Ontology annotation, biological process: regulation of DNA-templated transcription; peptidyl-arginine N-methylation. The record is from RefSeq and is a predicted model, not a curated record. The coding region runs from base 261 to 2153 and encodes 630 amino acids. NCBI's taxonomy places the organism in Eukaryota, Metazoa, Arthropoda, Thecostraca, Balanomorpha, Balanidae. The transcript is spliced from 13 exons.
AGCUCUUAGGCAUGUCCGUAGGUAGGUGCCGUUGGAAAACUGAUAUUUGCGGUAAAAUGCUUUUUCUUUGCUGAGUUGUGAUUAAUUACCUAAAUGGCUCAUAGAGUAAUUUGAUAUUAUCAGAUCUGUAACACGGACUUAGCGUGAACAUUUUUGUAUCAUAAAUAAUGCUUCAUAUAGCUGUCUGAACAGCCAAUACAAAUAGGUAACCGCCUAACCGGUUCAGGGUGUUUUGCCAGUGUGCGGACCAGCUGUGAGCGAUGGCGCCGCGCCGGGACCGAGUCUCGUGCGGCCUGGACCUGGUGGCUGUGCCUGACGUGCCCGCCGGCAUCUCCAGCGCCACGGAGGCAGGGUACCAGUUUGUGUUUAUGCCGAUCGUCCACCCGCGCUACCGUCGGGAGUUUGUCAGUGGUCGAGCCAAGGAUCGGACCACUCCCUUCACACGCUCCGAUAUGGUGCUCAGCAACGCAGACUGGAACACGCUGGUGGUGGGUAAGCUGUCGCCGCACCUGGCGCUCGACUCGCCCUGCGACUCGGUGCGUCAGCAGGCUGAGGCCGCGCUGGCUGAGGAGCUGAACUUCGCCUCGCACCUGACACUGCCGGCGGUGACCCUGCGGCUGCACGGCGGUUCAAACGCCAACCUGGCGCGGCACCUCUACAGCCGCGUGGUCAGCAGCUGCUCCUACCAGAUCUGGGUACAGGUGCCGCUGACCAGUCCGGCGGCGGCUCAGCGGCAGUACCGCAGCGACCUGCCGUCCGAGCCGGACUCGGCGCCAGAGGAGUUGGACGACCCGUGGCUCUGGUGGGACCGGCUGAGGAACGCCACCGGCACAGAGUCGCGGCUGGGCGUGUGUCUGCAGGUGGGAGCCGACCUGCCCGACGCCCGCCGGCUCGACCGCUGGAUGGGCGAGCCGGUCAAGUGCGUGAUGCUCUCCGCAGAUGUGUUCAUCAGCAACAAGAAGGGUUUCCCGGUGCUCACCCGCGCCCACCAGGAGCUCAUGAAGAGCCUGAUGCGGCUCAACUGCCAGUUUGUAGUGACGGGCGCCAACCGGCACCAGCACGUCAAACACUACUGGCAGUACCUCAACCACCUGUACCAGGUGUUUCUGGAGGAGUCCAACGAUCCGCUGUCGGACUUUGCCAUCGGGUACGAGGACUACUUACAGUGUCCGCUCCAGCCGCUGAUGGACAACCUGGAGUCGCAGACCUACGAGAUAUUCGAAAAGUGUCCCGUCAAAUACUCCCAGUACCAGCGCGCCAUGUACCACGCGUUCCUGGACCGGGUACCCACUGAACGGAAGGACCAGGAUACCAUCGUUGUGAUGGUGGUGGGCGCCGGCCGCGGCCCGCUGGUCAGGGCCGCCUUCCUGGCGGCCCGCCAGGCCGAGCGGCAGCUGCGAGUCUACGCCGUCGAGAAAAACCCCAACGCCGUCGUCACACUGCGGACAGCGGUUGAGGAGGAGUGGGGCGACACAGUGGUGGUCGUCUCGUGUGAUAUGCGCGAGUGGCAGGCACCAGAGAAGGCCGACAUCCUCGUCUCGGAGCUGCUCGGAUCGUUCGGCGACAACGAGCUGUCGCCAGAGUGUCUGGACGGCGCGCAAAAGUACCUGAAAGACGACGGCAUCAGCAUACCGCAGAACUACACGUCGUUCCUGCACCCGGUGCAGUCGCCCAAGCUGUACAACGACGUGCGCAGCUGCCGCGAGAAGGACAAGCCGGCCGUCUCGCCGUUCGAGAUGCCCUACGUGGUGUACCUGCAGAACGUGCUGCGCGUGGGCCAGCCGCAGCCACUCUUCCACUUCGAGCACCCCAACAGAGACGAGGUGAUCAACAACAGCCGCUUCAAGACACUGACAUUCGCGGCCGAUCAGGACUGCACGGUGCACGGGUUCGGCGGCUACUUCGAGUCGGUGCUGUACAAGGACACCAUGAUCAGCAUCCACCCGCACACACACUCGCCCGGCAUGUUCAGCUGGUUCCCCAUCUUCUUCCCCAUCAGGGAGCCGAUGGAGGUGAAGCAGGGUGAGCGUGUCCAGGUGAGUUUCUGGCGGCUCUCCAAUGCGCGGAACGUGUGGUACGAGUGGUCCGUAAACGCACCGCGCACCCUGCCCAUCCACAACCCCAACGGGCGCUCCUACACCAUCGGACUGUGAGUCAGUCGCCAGGGUCGCCAGGGCUACCACCAGCGGGUUGCCAGUCGCCAGCCGCCAGGGUCGCCAUUCGCCAGUCGCCACGGUUACCACCAGCGGGUCGCGAGUCGCUAAACGUCAAUCGUCAGUCACUGGUAGUCAGUCGCUAGCUUCCGGCUGGUAACCGCCAGUGUCCAGUCACCAAGAAAUCAGUCGCCAUUUACCAGUCGUCCGUCUCAAAGUACCACCAACGGGUUACCAGUCCUUCGCUGCCAAGCAUCAGGAUCGCGAGUUGCCAGGGCUGCCUAACACCAGGUUCAUCGCACAAGCGUCGCCAAGAGUCGCUGGCUGCAAGCAACUCUUUGGUGCCACUGUCAGUCUCCUGGGCUGCUGGCCUCAGCUGCACAAGAAGCUGACCUUAAUACACAGUCUCGGGUCUAGUUCACGGGUGUUCUAUCAUCGAUGGGAGAUGCUGGUGUGUACCGACUGCCGACCUAGUGGGACGCGCGAUUCGUCCUUUGUGUGUCUGUGAUUAGAACUUUGGCCGGUGGAUGCGAGUGGAUGUUGUGAUGUGAACUGCAGUGCGUCAAGAGUUCGCUUAUUGCGGCUUUGGAGCUGACGCGGUAAGAGAAUGGAUAGAUCGGUUGCUGGUUCGUUCUGGGGAGUGACUGGAGUGAGCGGCUGUGCGAACUGGAAAUUGUUUGGGCUGUGUAGUGUGUACUGAUGCGGCGUGGAGACUGGCUGGUGUGUGCUGUUGCGAUCCGACUCGAAUCGGAAAUCAAAACUGGUGUGAUCAGCGGCUCGGCGCUGGCAGGUACCCGUCGGAGGUAAGCGUUGGCUGCUGUGCCGCUGUAUAUAUCGAUAUGUACCGGUAUGUACCGAUGUGUACUGGUUGGAACUGGUUCGCGCCGGUUCACAGACGGACGCGCCCCAUUGCUACGCUGCUGCCAUGCUCAUCCUGAACCCCAAGGGAAAUACAGUAAACUGUUUUUGUUUU